AUGCCGACAAAUAUCUUUAUAGGUUGUUUUUCUAAUACAACUGAUUUAACACUUGAUCUAUCAAUAAAAUCUUCAUCGAAACGAUCAAUGUUAUCAAUAAAAGCAACAACAAUUGAUAAUUCUUCAUCAUUAUUAACUACUUCUGAUCCUGAUGGUAGUGGUAGUAGUAGUAAUAAUUCAAUAAUAGAUAAUGAUGAAGUUAAAAUCUUUGAAUGUGAAAAACAUGAAGAAGAUAUUGAUAUUGAUGGUGAUGAAGAUAAUGAUCGACUUUCACCUGUUAUUAAAGAAGAAGAAUCAUCACCACAACAAACAUCAUCAACAACAAAUCUUACUGAUCGUUUGAACAGUGAACAACAAUUACAUAGUUUUUUUCCAUAUUUUAUUUCACCAUAUUAUCAUCCAAGUAAUGCAACACAAUCUUUUGACAAAUUGGCUUCAUUAGAAUCUCUAUCAAAAUUCAUAUCUCCACCACCGGCUCAUAUGUCUAAUUCCAAUUUAGGCAUUGACCAAAAUACAGGUAUUCCCAAUACAAUGUAUCCAUUACCAUCACCUACAUCUUUUCAAUCACCAUAUUCUCAACAUUGGCGUUCACCUAUGUUUCCAUUUGUAUUUCCAACAAAUUAUCCAUUAUCUCAAAAUUCUUCAUCUCAUUCAAUAUCAUCACUUCAAAAACGCUCAACAUAUAUGCGACGUAUUAUAGAAAAUAAUCCUCAACAACAACAACAAUCUAAAUUUCAUGAAGAUACUAAACAAAAAAAAUCUCAUAUAAAAAAACCUUUAAAUGCAUUUAUGUUAUUUAUGAAAGAACAACGAGCACAAGUUGUACAAGAAUGUACAUUACGUGAAAGUGCUGCAAUUAAUCAAAUUCUUGGCCGAAAGUGGCAUGAACUUGAUCGUAAUGUUCAACAAAAAUAUUACGACAUGGCACGUGAUGAACGUAUGAAACAUAUGCAAUUAUAUCCGGGAUGGUCAGCACGAGAUAAUUAUGGUGUAAGAAAAAAACGAGGAAAUAAAGGAAAAAAACGUGAAAAAAAUCAAGGUGAAAAUGGAGAAUGUCUUAAUCAAAAAAAAUGUCGAGCUAGAUUUGGUCUUGAUCAACAAGCAAAUUGGUGUAAACAUUGCAAACGAAAGAAAAAAUGUCUACGUUAUACAGAAAAUGAAACAGCAUCUAUUGGUAUUAGUUCUUGGAGUGAAGAAGAUGAUACAGAUAAUAUUGAUGAUUCAAAUGAUUGUGAUGUUAUUCCAAUAAAUGAACAUAAAAAUUUGUCUAUUCAUACAGGUAUAUCAAUGGAUUCAGAUGAAGAAAAUAAAUUACGUUUAUUAAAAUAUCAACAAAUAUCAAAUUCAAAUGAAAAUAAUUCAAAUACUAAGACAUCUAUUACAAUGGCAACAUCAAGAAAAGAUUCAUCAUCAAAAGUUUCUUUUCUUCAACCAUAUCCAUAUUUUGAUUCAUUUUUAUCAACAACAACGUCAAUGCCGAUUUUAAAUGAAUUUAAACGAGAAACAUAA
Molecule: messenger RNA, 1509 nt
Organism: Rotaria sordida
Lineage: Eukaryota; Metazoa; Rotifera; Eurotatoria; Philodinida; Philodinidae
Source: the annotation of a GenBank genome assembly